ACGUAAUACGUUCAAAGAUGACUUCGCCAAAUCUAACCGUCAUCUACAUGGUGCAGUUUGCCGUUAGGGGGCGCCAAUAUCUCACCUGUUUCUCAAAAUUUCUCAAAGUUUUCCCAAUACCCACAAUUCAACUAGCCCUUGGAAUUACUGCCCUACCUGCCUGCACUUGCACCCGUACAACAAAUCGCUUGUGUCUGUACAGCCGGCCGCUCCCCAUAACCACUCUCACAGAGGGAAAAUACAAGCGUGGAAUUCUCGGCACCGAACAAGGGGACACAUGACUGGCAGUUGCUUUAUACAAAUGAUACGGCUGAAAAACUGAACUUUAUAUUGUAUGGAUAUGCUAUGACCAACGAGUUUUGCUUCGGGUUUGCGGGACACUGCGCUUUUUGCACUCUGGAAGGUGAAAACAUUUACCUUUUUGUGGACCGUAACAGGAAGUAGUUUGUAAAAACACAAUGGGGAGUAAGGAGCGCUAUCACUGGCAGACCCAGAAUGUGAAGGUGAGCGGCGUGGACGACAUGGUACUGCUGUCCAAGAUUAAUGAGGACGCCAUCACGGACAACCUCAAGAAGAGAUACAUGGACGAUUACAUCUUUACCUACAUUGGCCCUGUGCUGAUCUCUGUCAAUCCCUUCAAACAGCUGCCAUACUUCACAGACCGAGAGGUGGAGUUGUACCAGGGGGCAGCCCAGUAUGAGAACCCACCACACAUUUAUGCCCUGGCAGACAACAUGUACCGUAACAUGAUGAUCGACCAGGAGAACCAGUGUGUCAUAAUCAGCGGGGAGAGUGGAGCUGGGAAGACCGUAGCAGCCAAGUACAUCAUGAGCUACAUCUCCAAAGUAUCAGGUGGUGGGCCCAAAGUUCAGCAUGUGAAAGAAAUCAUCCUUCAAUCCAAUCCUUUGCUGGAGGCCUUUGGGAACGCCAAGACUGUCCGUAACAACAACUCCAGUCGCUUUGGUAAGUACUUUGAGAUUCAGUUCAGCCGUGGAGGUGAGCCCGAUGGAGGGAAAAUAUCCAACUUCCUUCUGGAAAAGUCCAGAGUGGUAUCCCAGAACCAAGGAGAGAGGAACUUUCACAUCUACUACCAGCUCCUUGAGGGCGCUACCAAAGAACAGAGAGAGAACCUUGGCGUCACCACCCCCGACUACUACUUCUACCUCAACCAGUCUGGGACCUACACUGUGGAGGACGUCAAUGACAAGAAGGAGUUCUCUGACACCAUGGAUGCCAUGUCAGUAGUGGGCCUCACUGCAGAUGAGCAGGCCACAGUGCUGCAGAUAGUGGCAGGUAUUCUUCACCUGGGCAACAUCGCAUUCAGAGAGGAGGGCAACUACGCCGUCGUGGAGAGUGAGGACUUCCUGGCAUUCCCAGCUUACCUCCUGGGCAUCUCCCAGAACGGGCUGAAGGAGAAACUUACCAGCCGCAUCAUGGACAGCAAGUGGGGGGGGAAGUCUGAGAGCAUCUCCGUCACUCUCAACACAGAGCAGGCCUCGUUCUCCCGGGACGCCCUCUCCAAAGCCCUCUACUCCCGCCUCUUCGACUACCUUGUGGAUGCCAUUAACAAAGCCAUGCAGAAAGACCAUGAAGAGUUUAAUAUUGGAGUGUUGGACAUCUAUGGCUUUGAGAUCUUCCAGAAAAAUGGUUUUGAGCAGUUCUGCAUCAACUUUGUGAAUGAGAAACUACAGCAGAUUUUCAUUGAGCUGACGCUGAAGGCAGAGCAGGAGGAGUAUGUUCAGGAAGGGAUCAAAUGGACACCUAUUGAGUAUUUCAACAACAAAGUAGUGUGUGACCUCAUUGAGUCUAAAUUGAAUCCACCAGGAAUCAUGAGCAUCCUGGAUGACGUGUGUGCCACCAUGCAUGCCAAGGGCGAGGGUGCAGACCAGACGCUGAUCCAGAAACUGCAGAUGCAGAUUGGCACCCAUGAACACUUCAACAGCUGGAACAAGGGCUUUGUGGUGCACCACUAUGCUGGAAAGGUGUCAUAUGACGUGACUGGCUUCUGUGAGAGGAACAGAGACGUACUCUUUAAUGACAUCAUAGAGCUAAUGCAGAGCAGUGAAUUCAAUUUUAUCAAAGACCUUUUCCCAGAAAAUCUGGAGGCUGAGAAAAGGGGUCGCCCCACCACUGCAAGCAGCAAAAUCAAGAAACAGGCCAACAACCUGGUCCAGACGCUUAUGAAAUGCACCCCUCAUUAUAUCCGCUGCAUCAAGCCCAAUGAGACCAAGAAGCCCCGUGACUGGGAGGAGAGCCGUGUCAAGCACCAGGUGGAGUACCUGGGCCUGCGAGAGAACAUCCGGGUCCGCCGCGCUGGUUAUGCCUUCCGCCGAGUCUUCAGCAAGUUCCUGCAUAGGUACGCCAUCUUGACAAAGGAGACCUGGCCACAGUGGCGUGGGGAUGAGAGGCAGGGGGUGCUGCACCUGCUGCGCUCUGUCAACAUGGACCAAGAUCAGUACCAGCUGGGCAAGUGCAAGAUCUUCAUCAAGGCCCCAGAGUCUUUGUUUCUUCUGGAGGAGAUGAGAGAGAGGAAGUUCAAUGGCUAUGCCCGAGUCAUUCAGAAGGCCUGGCGCAAGCACAUUGCUGUCCGAAAGUAUGUCCGCAUGAGGGAGGAAGCCUCAGAUAUCCUGCUGAACAAGAAAGAGCGGAGAAAGAACAGUAUCAACCGCAACUUCGUGGGCGACUACAUUGGCACCGACAACCACCCGGAGAUCCGGCAAUUUGUGGGUCGAAGGGAGAGGAUUGACUUUGCUGAUGUGGUGGUCAAAUAUGACCGCAGGUUCAAGUCAGUGAAGCGUGACCUUAUACUUACUCCCAAGUUCCUGUAUCUGAUUGGGCGUGAAAAGGUUAAGCAGGGCCCAGACAAGGGUCAGAUCCAGGAGGUUCUGAAGAGGCAGAUUCAGCUGGAGAAGGUCCAGUCUGUCUCUCUGAGCACUCUCCAGGAUGAUUUCUUCAUCAUACACGAGGAGCAUUAUGACAGUGUGCUGCAGUGCAUUUUCAAAACUGAGUUUCUCAGCCUGCUAUACAAGCGUUACGAAGAGAAAACUCAGAAGAAGCUGCCACUCAAGUUCAACAACCUGCUGGAGUUCAAGGUGAAGAAGGGGGGCUGGGGUCCUUUUGGGGCAGCUGGCUCUAGGCAAAUCCAGUUCCAGGCUGGCCAAGGGGAUGAGGUGCUUCUGAAACCCAGUGGCAAAGUCCUGAUAGUCAGCAUUGGACCAGGACUCCCAAAGAACUCCAGACCUACCCGCCGUGACAACCGAAAGAGCAAGUACUUUGGGAACCAGACACCCAACUCAGGAUACCAUUCUCAAGGAAAUCCCAGGGGUGGUGGCCGAGGAGGAGGUGACCGUCAGCGCGGGAGUCAGCCCUCAUCCAGGGCAUCCCUGCUCCGUCAGCAGAGCAGCAUGGAGCAGCCCAGCCUUCCCCGGCACCAUGGGCCUCGGCCAGUUCAGAACCGGAACCAGCCCCAGAUGGAUAUGGGCUUCAUGAAUGUGCCUGAUCAGGGCGUCGCUGGGCUCCACCGCAGGCGCUCCAAAGAAUACAAGCCCCCCCCAGGAGCAGGCCGACCAAAGCCUGCCCCCAAACCGAAACCUCGCUCCCCUCAGUGCCGAGCGCUGUAUGCUUAUGAUGCUCAGGACACCGAUGAGCUUAGCUUCAACGCAGACGACAUCAUCGAUAUACUGACUGAAGAUGCGUCUGGCUGGUGGUAUGGCCGUCUAAGGGGGAGAGAAGGCAUGUUUCCUGGGAACUAUGUGGAAAAGAUGUAGACCUGACACACCACUGCCAGAGUUCUGAGAGAAAUGGAGUCUAAAAACAUUCUGCUGUCCUACAGUGACGACUUCAGCAAUGAGCACAGCAUUAGACAGUACUCAUCCCAUACUCCUCCCAAUGACUUUGACAUGUAUUAAUAUUGUUAUAGUAUAAUAUAGGUUGAACAAGUACAGCUGCUUCUACACAUGUGUAAAGUAGUUAGAUUGAUUGCCAGUUUUACAUGACAAUUUGAGGGAAACAAACUACAGAAAGAUUU
Messenger RNA from Megalops cyprinoides (Indo-Pacific tarpon), 4027 nucleotides. It is a transcript of the gene myo1eb, whose product is annotated as myosin IEb. The transcript is spliced from 27 exons. Gene Ontology annotation, biological process: vesicle transport along actin filament; actin filament organization. Lineage: Eukaryota; Metazoa; Chordata; Actinopteri; Elopiformes; Megalopidae. Gene Ontology annotation, cellular component: actin cytoskeleton; microvillus; cytoplasm. The record is from RefSeq and is a predicted model, not a curated record. Gene Ontology annotation, molecular function: actin filament binding; ATP binding; microfilament motor activity. Bases 459 to 3767 code for a protein of 1102 amino acids.